AUGAGCGAUAAAAGACCGUUGAAAGACAUACCAAAUCAAAUAAAAAAUCCACGAAAUGGCUGUGUUCUUUUGAAAGGGAAGUUUCUCGGCAAAGGUGGUUUCGCGCGUUGUUACGAACUUAUUGAAGAUGCAACUGGUACAAUUUAUGCUGGAAAGAUCAUUUCGAAAACUCUUCUAGCAAAAAAAGCUCAGCGCGAUAAGAUCACUCAAGAAAUAAUUAUACAUAAAAGCGUAAAUCAUCCGCAUAUUGUUAAAUUGCAUAGUUAUUUCGAGGAUAAUGAUAAUGUCUAUAUUCUGCUGGAAUUAUGUUCACGGAGAUCACUAAUGGAAUUGCAUAAGAGACGCAAAAUUGUAACUGAACCAGAAGCCCGGUACUUUAUGAAGCAGAUAGUCGAAGCAACCGCUUAUCUGCACAAUUCGCAUAUUAUUCACAGAGAUUUAAAACUUGGAAAUUUAUUUCUAGAUGAUAAUAUGAAUGUAAAAAUUGGUGAUUUUGGUUUAGCAACGCAAGUAGAUUUCGACGGCGAAAGGAAGAAAACGCUUUGUGGUACUCCUAAUUAUAUAGCUCCUGAAAUGCUUGAUAAAAGUGGUCAUUCAUAUGAAGUUGAUAUAUGGGCUAUCGGAUGUAUAUUAUACACAUUACUUGUUGGCAAACCUCCUUUUGAAACAUCAUCAUUAAAGGAAACUUAUCAAAGGAUAAAACAUAAUCAGUAUGGUAUACCAAGUUGCAUAUCCAGCCAUUCUUCAAGUCUUAUCAGUCGAUUGUUGAGUCCAGAUCCUUUCAAGCGCCCAACUAUUACUGAGGUUGCAGCUGAUGAAUUUUUCUUAAAAGGAUAUACUCCUUCUAGAUUACCUACAACAUGCCUGACAAUGGCUCCAAAGCUUUCACAGCAAACAAAUCAACAAGCUUUUAAUUUUAAAGACAAUGCCGAUGAAGCAAUGGAAACUGGAGAUGCUAAAUCAUUGAUAAAACCUCCUCGGAUUGCUCUUAGUCCUCGCCAGGUAUUUUCUUUUAAUUUUUAUUUUAGCCCCAGACAGCUUUCAUCGAUUCCAGAAUUCAAAACUGCAACAAUUAAACGAACCUAUGAUCAUCAUGAUGCAAAUUGUGUGGAAAUACCAUCAGAUUGCUAUUUGAGUGAUUUAUAUGCUCUUCUUAACAAUAUUAUCAAUAAAAGACCAGCGAAUCGUGCGCAAAUCCAUGAAGCAGAUGCGGAGGAUCCAGCAUCAUUACCAGUUUUUUGGGUUUGCAGAUGGGUAGAUUAUUCGGAUAAAUAUGGGCUUGGCUAUCAGCUUUGUGACAAUUCAGUUGGUGUGGUUUAUAAUGAUAACACUAAAAUGGUGUUGUCAGCGACAGGAGGUCAGAUCCAGUAUAUUGAAAGAAAUAACAUAGAGUUCUUUUUUUCUAUGGAUAAUUAUCCAGUUGAAUUAACGAAGAAAGUCACACUUCUGUCUUAUUUUCGCUCCUAUAUGGAUGAUUAUCUGCAAAAAGCUGGUGCAGAUGUUGCUGCUAUGCGUGAAGGUGAUGAACUUGCUCGUUUGCCAUGUCUUCGAACGUGGUUUCGCACAGAAAAUGCUAUUAUACUUCACCUGAGUAAUGGCACUUUGCAGAUCAACUUCUUCCAUGAUCAUACAAAGGUAAUAUUGUGCCCUCUUAUGGCUGCAAUUACAUAUGUUGAUGGUUCCCGUAGUUUUCGCGUGUUUAAACUUGAUUUAUUGGCUAAGAUGGGCUGCUCCAAAGAAUUAUUUGAACGUAUGAGAUAUGCUCGUACAGUAGUUGGGCGCCUUAUUUCACAGUCUGGAACUUCCUGUCCAGGUUCUCUUUCGACGGCUGUCAGUCCAAGAAUAGGUGUACGAAAUGAUAUUCGGAUCUAUGAUAAUAAUCCUCAAUAA
Messenger RNA from Dracunculus medinensis (Guinea worm), 1890 nucleotides. The record is from the annotation of a GenBank genome assembly. NCBI's taxonomy places the organism in Eukaryota, Metazoa, Nematoda, Chromadorea, Rhabditida, Dracunculidae.